AUGUUGGAUGACUUUGAGUUUGCAGAAAUUGAACUCACUUCACUACUCAACCAGCAACAAGUCAAUGCCCUGCUGGAUCUCUUUGCUUGUGUCACACAGGGAGCUGUCCAAGUCACACUCAAGAAUGAUGCCAAACUUUGCAAAGCAUGUGAUGCAGCUGUGAUGGAACUCACUCCAUUCUCCAGGGUCGAAGUUAAGGUACCAUACAAAAAGGAAGAAUGUAUGUUCAAAGCACAUAUUCACCCACUAUGGGAGUGGGCACUUGAUAUCUUAGAAAAUCCAUUCCUCAGUCCACAUUUCACCUGGGACACACUGCGACUUUACAGGCACAACAGCACUGAGUAUGAACAUUUUUACGACAAGCCCUGGACUGGAGAUUAUUGGUGGGAUAUUCAAUUGAGUCUACCAAAUAUCAAGAAUGCCAUGCCAUUUGGCCUGAUCCUUUAUGCUGACAAAUCCAACCUAUCAUCUUUCAGCACUGCCAAGAGUUACCCCAUCGUUGUGCACUGUGCAAACUUGCCAGUUGAGAUUUGGAAUAGCAAUGUCAUUGGCAGAGGUACUGUUGUCAGCUGGCUGCCUAUUGUCCCCAAAGAUGCCAAAGAAGAGGGAAAGCUAGGCUACACAACCCUCAAGCAUGUUGUUUGGCACAAAUCUUUUAAAAAGUUACUUCUGGAGAUUGAGCAGUACUCAAAGACUGGGACUUUUGAACCUCGUACACAUGCCCAGGGCAUCGAUGCAUUAUGUGUUUGUGCUAUGAAUCGAGCUGAAGGUGAUGAAUUGCUGAAGUGGUUAGGUUUACAACUGAUCAAACAUGUCUUUGGCGACCUAAAGGUGAUUGUAAAGGUGCUUGGGCAACAGAUCAAAGCCGAUGUCAAGAAGUAUGUUGCAAGUUUUCCUCACUGGCAAAACCUCGCACACUUCAACCAAGUUAUUCAUGUCACUUUUUCAGAUGGUAACAAGCUGGCCAAUAUCUCCAAGCAAAUCUUCUAUGCGGGGAUCAAUGUUUUGAAGAAGAGUAUCACCCCUGAAGGGUACCAGCUCCUCCAAGUCAUCCAAAGCUACCUACAGCUUGAUAGCCUUGUCAGCUUAGAUGUCCAGACCAAAUGUAUGGUUAACAUGAUCAAUGACAAAAUAUUGACAUUUGAUCAGACACUGAAGGUCCACCUCUGGAAGCACAUUGUUCAAGAUAUCUGCCUAAAGGGUGCCACAUGCAACUAUAGCACUUGGCCCAACAAAAGUAUGCAUAAGCCAAUCCAAGAUGCAUAUGAACACCAUUCGAAUGGUAGAGAUGUUCCUGCUCAGGUAGAUCAUCAAGUUCUUGCUACGAAGCUUCUCAGAUUGCAUGUUGAUCACCUUGAGAAAUCCAUCUCUGAGGAAUCAGAUCCAGAAGUUGAUGCAGUCAGUGAGCAUACCUCAGUUGAUCAUAUUAAGCUUGGUGCACAUGUCAUCACAACCCAAACCCUGAAAGACUUGGAGGAAAAUGGUCAGCCAGAUAUGGCAUUCCAUCAGUUCCAUCAAAGGGUCUCAUAUGGAUAUCAAGUCAAGUCAUGGAUCUCCCUCCCCACUGACUUCAUGUUGAAACUGUGCUUGUGCUAA
Molecule: messenger RNA, 1596 nt
Organism: Pisolithus orientalis
Lineage: Eukaryota; Fungi; Basidiomycota; Agaricomycetes; Boletales; Pisolithaceae
Exons: 12
Coding region: 1-1596 (531 amino acids)
Source: RefSeq, a predicted model, not a curated record